CCAAGAAAAACUAUAUUUUAACCCUCAAGAUUUUGAAACUUCCAUUUCCACCUCAAUCUCAGUCCUCUCUUCCCCGUCUCAACGGAAAGUCUCCAGCUCUCUCUAUUUUUCUCAUCAACAUUCUUUUUCUCUUUUUAUUUUGCCCUAACUUACAUUGCUUCCUCUCACCAUUUACCUCUCUCCCACUUUCCUUAUAUAACUUCUUUCUCUUCUCAAUUUGCUCCUCAAUACUCCUCACCCAGGUUGACGAUAGCUUGUGACCUGUGGUUUCUAUGAAUGGAACAGGAGAUGAAAGACUUAAAUCCUGUUAAAUAGCAUCCCGUAGAAUCCUAAAAAUGAUGUUGAAUGGCUUGCAAAGAUAUGUAGACCGUGAACAAGUUUGGCCGGCUUGUUCUAGGAAAGUUCUUCCUUUGUUUUUAUGCAGGCGGAAGGAAUUAAUCAGUACUUUUGAACAAGCAACGAUUUGCUGAGACUGAAGAGGAUGAGUCAGGCUGACCAAGGAAUCAGCGCUGAUAAUUUAGUUGAUGUUCCCUUGAAGCGAAAACGUGGUCGGCCCAGAAAAUAUCCGAAGUUAAAUUACGAUGAGAACAUUCUUAUUGCAAAGAAUAGAGGUAAAAAACAUUUGGAGGCUAUUCCUAUUUCUCCUGGUUCUGGAGUAAAUGGAAACCAAUCACUUCCAACAAUUCAAAUUCAAAAUGUAGCUGAUGGGAUGCUGGGACAAGUUGUGUCUGGUGUUAUUGAAGCAGUAUUUGAAGCUGGAUAUCUUCUGUGUGUUAGGGUUGGCAACUCUGGAAUCACUUUGAGGGGUGUUGUCUUUAAACCCGGCCAUUAUGUCCCUGUUUCAGCAGAGAAUGAUGUGGCUCCAGAUGUUCAAAUGAUCAGAAGAAACGCAAUUCCUCUUGCUACGGGAAAUCAAGCGCCUGAAGAUACCCCUCAAUCCAAAAAUGGAGAAAUCCCAUUGCACGAAUCAUCAGGUCUCAAACUGGGGUUUAAAUAUACAACUCCGCAUUCCAGCCAGGAUGCUUUGAAAGACAAUUCUAUAUCAUCUAUCUUCGCCCAAAUUACCCCUUCGGGAAGCUUAAGAGGUAAUGUGGUCCCUGUUGUGCUAGAACCUGCUAAGUUAACUAAUGGACCCUCAGUUCCCACUGAAACGUUGACAAUUCAAACUGUUGAUAUUGAAUCCGCAAAAGGCAAAGAGGUCCUUGUAGGUACUUCUACCUUGAGCGAAUCAGCUCCCACCAGUGUGACAGUUGGGAUUGAAAACUUCCAACCCCAAACUACUCAGCAGGUCUUAAUAGAUGAUGUUCAAGUAGAAAAUAGUUCUCAUAACCAAUCCUUGGUAGUGGAAGUGCAUGAUUCCGAAGGUAAAUCAAUGGCAUUGCCUAGCACGCCUUUCGAGAGUCUUGUGACUGAAGUGAUCAAGAGAAUUCAAACCCCCUCUCUGACCGCUGAGACGCAGACUGAGGAUAACAAACCAUCUGUUACAAUAUCAGCUAAAGAAUGCCAAGAUGGCUCAGAGGUUGAAGCUAACAUAAUAGCAGAUGGAGCUUUGAUGAUUGAACCCCUAAAAGCAGUACAACCCCUUCAUGAAAGUUCAGAGCCUAUUCCCAAAGCUCUGGAUGAUGAGUCUAAAACUGGCAAAAUAACUGAGCUGCUACAGGUUUUGCAGGAAAACAUGAUCCAAACUCCGGAGCCAUGGGCCGAAGCACAGAACCCAGGUUUCAUGCUGAAGUCAGAUGAACCUGAAUCAAAAAAAGAGAUUGGAGAUGAAAAUUCUGGUAGCCAAAAGCAAAUCUGAGUAGCUUGUAUCGCAGUAAUAUUUUCGCCAUCAUUGGUAGAGAAGGUAUCAUAUGGUGUAUCUGUUUUCUGGGUGCUACCUCACUUCUAAUCCUAACUUAGUGUAGUAGGAUCAUUAUCUAGAAAGUUAUUAAAUUUUUCUAGUUGGAUAUUUGGAUAUGGACAAUUUCACCUUUGUGAGAGUAAAAUAGCUAAGAGCCUUAAGUCUUAUAUAAAGUUUCCAUAGGCAGUUGAAUUUAAUUUAUGAAAAUUUAAAGUUCAAAAUUUCUAAUGCCAACUUUUUCCACGUA
Cucumis sativus (cucumber) is the source of this 2087-nucleotide messenger RNA. RefSeq lists its product as hypothetical. The coding region runs from base 482 to 1798 and encodes 438 amino acids. The transcript has 5 exons. The record is from RefSeq and is a predicted model, not a curated record. NCBI's taxonomy places the organism in Eukaryota, Viridiplantae, Streptophyta, Magnoliopsida, Cucurbitales, Cucurbitaceae.